AUGACUGUUAAAAAGAAAAGAUAUAUUGCUUUUAAAUACAAAUUUAUUAAUGAUGUUGUUGUAAUUUGUAAAGAAAGAUUGAAAGAAAAAUUUGGACUUCUUUUAAUGUCUAAAUUGGAUUUUAUAAAUGUGGUAGAGAAUUAUGAAGAAAAUAAAAUUUGUGUCAUAAGGUGUAAUUUGGAAAUUUAUAAAGAACUAAAAGAGGUAUUAAAUGAAAACUAUAAAGUAAGUGAUGUGAGUGGUAUUUUAAGGAAAUUAAAAUUAAGGUUAAUUAAUCAAAUAAAAUUAAAUAAAAUUUAA
This is a messenger RNA of Hepatospora eriocheir, 300 nucleotides long. The record is from the annotation of a GenBank genome assembly. Lineage: Eukaryota; Fungi; Microsporidia; Hepatosporidae.